Molecule: messenger RNA, 981 nt
Organism: Funneliformis mosseae
Lineage: Eukaryota; Fungi; Glomeromycota; Glomeromycetes; Glomerales; Glomeraceae
Source: the annotation of a GenBank genome assembly
AUGGCAAAGCACUAUUUAGACUAUGCUAUUGAAUUAAUUCAAAAUGAUAUUACAGCAAAAGGAACAAAUUAUGAUACAUUGUUGGCUGAGAACAAGAGCAAAAAAGAAGUUUCUAUUACUGACGAUAUAAUAAAGGGUUAUGAUAAACUUAAAGUCAAUGCUCAAGCAAGAAUAGAUAAUAUUGCUUCUGUGCAGGCUGGAUUAGGUAAAUUGUUAACAGAGCGUUCUUCAAUUAGUUCUCAAGAGUUAAAAACUAGUCAGGAAUUAAAAGCAGCAAAAAAAUCAAAAGAAAAUGCUAAAAAAAACUGUGUAAAUGGUUUAAUAACUCAGUUUAAUUUUCUUCAUUUAUUAGAUCCUGCUAUUGUUUUUGAUAUUACUAAUUAUCGUCAUGAAUUACGGGAUUUUGAUAACCAAAUUCAAGGCGAACUAGCCACCAAAGACUAUCUCAAGAUCAUUGUCGAUGCUUUAGAAUCAGUACAAUCUAAACGAGUACUUGAUCCUGUUGAAGACAAUGAAUUAAGAGAAAUUAAAAAAUAUUUAAGUGAAAAGCAAAAGCAACCUAAAAUAUUACUUACUUGCAGUAGACUUAAAGGAGUCUUAGGAAAUUCUAGCAAGUUUGAAGCCAAGAUUAAAGCAAUCACUGAUAGAGUUAAUGCUCCAAGUAGUAAGAUUAAUAAAGCUGGAUUGGUUAAAUACUGCAAAGAAACUCUUGCUAAAAAACCUGGUAUUACAGAUGUUCCUAAUGACGAUAAUGAUCUGGAAGUAGUAGUGGGAACCAUUGCUUUACAUGAAAUAAAAGUGGAUAGUAAUCUUAAAGCUGGAAUCCUGCAAAAGAUGAAAGAUUAUAAAGAUGGCAAAGAUAAUUUAAUCUUGUUAGAUCAAACUGUUUAUAGAGAUGAUCAAGAGUUUAGUGAAGAAGGAAUAGUUAAGUUCUAUGCAGAAGAGUUAGGAGGUCAAGAUCAUGCUACUAAGAAGUAUUAA